Molecule: messenger RNA, 939 nt
Organism: Suncus etruscus (white-toothed pygmy shrew)
Lineage: Eukaryota; Metazoa; Chordata; Mammalia; Eulipotyphla; Soricidae
Gene: RHOA
Product: ras homolog family member A
Biological process (GO): cell migration; small GTPase-mediated signal transduction; stress fiber assembly
Cellular component (GO): cleavage furrow; dendritic spine
Molecular function (GO): GTP binding; GTPase activity
Source: RefSeq, a predicted model, not a curated record
GCAAUGGCUGCCAUCCGGAAGAAACUGGUGAUUGUUGGUGAUGGAGCCUGUGGAAAAACAUGCUUGCUUAUUGUCUUUAGCAAGGACCAAUUCCCAGAAGUCUAUGUACCCACAGUAUUUGAAAACUAUGUGGCAGAUAUUGAAGUGGAUGGGAAACAGGUAGAGUUGGCUUUGUGGGAUACAGCUGGGCAGGAAGAUUAUGAUCGCUUGCGGCCCCUCUCCUACCCAGACACUGAUGUUAUACUGAUGUGUUUUUCCAUCGACAGCCCUGAUAGUUUAGAAAACAUCCCAGAGAAAUGGACUCCAGAAGUUAAGCAUUUCUGGCCCCAUGUGCCCAUAAUCCUGGUUGGAAACAAGAAGGAUCUUCGGAAUGAUGAGCACACAAGGCGGGAACUGGCCAAGAUGAAACAGCACGGUCUGGGCAGGGAGCCAGUCAAACCGGAAGAGGGCAGAGAUAUGGCAAACAGAUCGGUUGCUUUUGGCUACAUGGAGUGUUCAGCAAAGACCAAAGAUGGCUUGAGGGAGGUUUUUGAAAUGGCCACGAGAGCUGCUCUGCAAGCCAGACGUGGGAAGAAGAAAUCGGGUGCCUUGUCUUGUGAAACCCUGCUGCAAGCACAGCCCUCAUGCGGUUAAUUUUUGAAGUGCUGUUUAUUAAUCUUAGUGUAUGAUUACUGGCCUUUUCAUUUAUCUAUAAUUUACCUAAGAUUACAAAUCAAAAGUCAUCUUGCUACAGUAUUUAGAAGCCAACCAUGAUUAUUAAUAAUGUCCAACCUGCCUGGCCCACCAGGGUCUUUUCUGACACUGCUCUAACAUCCCUCUGCACUCCCACCGAACACACCAGGCGCUAAUUCAGAGAAUUUUAACUUCUUGCUUCUUUCUAGAAAGAGAAACAGGUUGGUAACUUUUGUGAAUUAGGCUGUAACUACUUUAUAACUAACA